AUGAGAACUCCCCCGUCAAUGGCGAUCAGCUCGUUUAUGGCACUUUGCGCUUGGGUCCACGCUUUUGGAGUUGGGACCUCAACGACCGUGAUAUUCGAGUGCUCGUUCAGGCUGGACGCAACUUCAGUAAGGAUCCGAUCCACGGGUGGCAGAAGGGUGCAGUUGCCAUCAUUUCGCAGUACACCGAUGACAACUUGUCCGUCUGGCCCGGAUCCCUGGAGAGGUCGGGAAACGUCCGCGUCCGCCCAAUCCCCAAACACACAGUCUUCUCCCCAGAGGCUAGCCCGUGGCACCAAUUCUUUCAUGGCGAAGUUGAUGUCCUCGAUGCUCUGCGCCAGUGGACCUGCCACGGGCUGCACGCCUAUCCUGGUCAUGCCCUCAGCCACCAGAACUGCUUGCCCACCAUACGGCAACCUUAG
Molecule: messenger RNA, 419 nt
Organism: Clonostachys solani
Lineage: Eukaryota; Fungi; Ascomycota; Sordariomycetes; Hypocreales; Bionectriaceae
Source: the annotation of a GenBank genome assembly